Messenger RNA from Paracoccidioides brasiliensis Pb18, 3624 nucleotides. RefSeq lists its product as uncharacterized. The transcript is spliced from 12 exons. The record is from RefSeq and is a predicted model, not a curated record. Gene Ontology annotation, cellular component: membrane. Gene Ontology annotation, biological process: transmembrane transport. Gene Ontology annotation, molecular function: ATP hydrolysis activity; ABC-type transporter activity; ATP binding. Bases 1 to 3624 code for a protein of 1207 amino acids.
AUGACGUCGUUUGAAGAGAAGCCGUCGUCAGUUCCCAGCGCCGAUGGUGAGCUCAAGGAAGAGAAGUCGGAGGAGGGCGGCGGCAUGGGACAACUCUUUAGGGUGUUUACCUAUGCCGAUUCAACUUCCUUGGCGCUCUAUCUCGUCUCUUUCGUCUCAGCUGUCGGGGCGGGGGCGGCUAUGCCUCUGAUGACUCUGGUCUUUGGUGGGUUUGUAACAGAUACAACAGAUUUUGCCACGGGACUGCUGUCACCGGAGAAGUUUCGCUCUGAAUUGAACAAAUUUGCUCUCUGGUUCAUAUAUCUCUUUGUCGCUAAAUUCGGACUUACCUACAUCUUCACGGUGGCCAGCACAAUUGCGGGCAUCAGAACUACCAAAGCUCUCCGCGUCGAUUUUCUUGAAAGGACUCUCCGCCAGGAUAUCAACUUCUUCGAUUCCUCGAACCAGGGGGCAACUGCAAUGCAUGUAACUACAAACGGAAAUCUCGUCAACCAAGCCAUUGCCGAAAAACUUGCCCUGACAGUCCAGGCUACGUCGACCUUCUUUGCUGGUUUCAUCGUGUCCUUCGUUGUGCAGUGGAAGCUAACCCUGAUUGGAAUCUGCAUUGUACCGGUGAUAGUGGUGGCUCUGGCCGUCUGCCUUGUGAUUGAUGCAAAGCAGGAGACAAAUGUUCUGGGAUUCUAUGCCAAAGCUAGUGCGUUGGCAGAGGAAGCAUUUUCAAGCAUUCGAACCGUUCAGGCGUUUUGGGCGCAGCCGCGUUUGUCGAAAUUAUACAACGAUUUCUUGCAGCUUGCACAUCUCGAAGGGAACAAGAAAUCUCCGAAUUACGGCGCCAUGUUUUCAACAGAAACCAUAGAUCGAGAUUCCAAAAUUGACCCCUUAUCGGAAGAUGGCCUCCGGCCAAACAAGCUGAACGGCAAUAUCGAACUCAAGGAUGUUCAUUUCUUCUACCCCUCAAGGCCUGCUUAUCCCGUUCUGUGUGGGUUAGAUCUCCGAAUCCCUGCUGGAAAAACCACCGCACUGGUUGGUCCCAGUGGGUGUGGAAAAAGUACUAUAAUCGGCCUUCUCGAACGUUGGUAUAACCCGUCGAGUGGCACGUUGACUCUCGACGGCUGCAGUGUUGAUCAACUCAAUGUUCGCUGGCUCCGAACGCAGAUUCGGCUUGUUCAACAAGAACCCGUUUUAUUCAGUGGCACAGUGUUCGAAAAUGUCUGCCACGGUCUAGUCGGAACAGACAUAGCGGACCUGUCAGAAUCGGAGAAAAUGCAAUAUGUGAUCGAAGCUUGCAAGCUCUCAAAUGCCCAUGACUUCAUCGAGGGACUCCCGAAGGGAUACCACACGGAAAUCGGGGAGCGGGCGAGUAUGCUAUCUGGAGGACAGAAACAGCGCAUCGCCAUUGCUAGAAGCGUCAUUUCCAAUCCAAAGGUUCUUCUUUUGGACGAAGCGACUAGCGCUCUGGAUCCGCGCGCGGAAAGGGCUGUUCAGGAGGCCAUUGACCGAGUUUCUGAAAAUCGAACCACCAUUGUGAUAGCUCAUAAGCUUGCCACAGUUAAAGACGCUGAUAACAUUGCCGUCAUGGCCUCCGGCAGGGUCGUUGAACAAGGCACCCAUAUGGAAUUGAUUGCCGCCGGUGGCGUAUAUGCACGACUGGUCGGUGCUCAGGAUCUUGGUAGCAAAGAAGACGAUGAGCCGGAGAGUGCUCUUGAGGGAUAUGAACCUACGGAAGCAGGACAGGGCAUCUCAUUAAUGCGAACAACGACAACGAGAUCUUCAAUUCAACCUGCACUGACAAACGGUGUUGGAUCGGGAAAUUCUUCUAUUGAGAAUAAGUACAGCCUGUUGCAUUGUUUAUACAUAUUCUUGAAAGAGCAAGAAGGAGUUGGGAUUCAAUAUAUUUUUGUUGUCAUAUCUUGUUUUAUGGGCGGGCUGGUGUACCCUGCGCAAGCAGUUAUUUUCUCUCGCUUAAUAACGGUGUUCACCCUGGAGGGGCAAUCUAUGGUAGACAGAGGCAACUUUUUCGCUCUUAUGUUUUUUAUGGUCGCAAUUGGGAUUUUGAUUGCGUAUUUCACCCUUGGAUGGUUUUCUAAUCGUAUCGCCCAGGUAUGCACGCAUCGAUAUCGUUUGGAAAUAUUUAACACCCUCCUCCGGCAGGACAUGGAAUUCUUUGACAAGCCUGAGAAUGCUGUUGGUGCUUUGGCAUCAAAUCUAUCAACCAAACCGACCCAACUACAGGAUCUUUUAGGAUUCAACCUACCCCUUAUGAUAAUUGUGCUUGUUAACCUGGUCUCAAGUUGUAUCCUCGCCCUCGUAGUUGGAUGGAAGUUGGCGCUGGUCACCAUAUGCGGCGGCUUGCCACCGUUGUUGAUCUGCGGAUAUCUGCGCAUUCGACUCGAAGUCAAAUUUGAAUCCCUAACGGGGGAACGGUUUUCGAAGACCGCAGCCCUAGCGAAUGAAGCGGUAUCGGCCAUACGAACUGUGUCGUCAUUAGCACUAGAGACCCAAAUUUUGUCCAGGUACCAAGGUAGUAUGAACGGAAUUGUUAAACAUUCUAUAAGGAAUGUGGUAUGGACAAUGUUUUGGUAUAGCCUGGCACAAUCUAUCGACUUCCUUGUGAUGUGUCUCGGAUUCUGGUAUGGCGGCCGUCUUGUAUCUUUCAGAGUGUAUUCUUUGAACCAAUUUUUCAUGGUUUUUGUGGGUGUUAUUUUCAGUGGUCAAGCUGCCGCUCAGUUUUUCUCAUAUACAACAAGUAUAACGAACGCACGCAUUGCGGGAAACUACAUACUUUGGCUUCGGAGUCUUAAGCCUCAAAUUCAAGCCCAUGAGGAUACAUCUGACACAGAUUUGGAUAAGAAACCACACGGUAAAGGUCUUGUUGAAUUAGAAAAUGUUGAGUUUUGUUACCCCCAACGCCCCGAUGCUCGCGUCCUUUGUGGAAUAAAUAUUACUAUCCAACCAAACUCCUUUGCUGCAUUUGUGGGAGCAUCCGGCUGUGGCAAAUCCACCAUCAUCGCGCUUCUAGAACGCUUCUAUGACCCCAGUUCCGGCUGUAUUAAAUUCGACCAGCAGGACAUCGCUCAGCUGUGUCCCCGCGCAUAUCGCCGGGGGGUUGCACUGGUCCAACAAGAACCAACUUUGUAUCAGGGUAGCAUCCGCGAUAAUAUUGCCAUGGGCCUCGAAACAGAGGCAACACAGGAGCAGAUUGAAGAGGCAUCUCGCCAAUCAAAUGCGUUCACGUUUAUCUCCUCCCUUCCUGACGGUUUCAACACCCUCUGUGGCUCCCGCGGCACGCAGUUGUCUGGCGGCCAGAGGCAGCGCAUCGCAAUUGCUCGAGCCCUGAUCCGUUCUCCCAAAUUGCUUCUGCUUGAUGAAGCAACCUCUGCCCUCGAUACGGAGUCUGAGAAAGUGGUACAGGAGGCGUUGGAAAAGGCUUCGUCCGGUAGGACGAUGGUGGCUGUCGCGCAUCGUCUGUCGACGAUUAAAGAUGCCUCUGUAAUCUUUGUGUUUGGGAAGGGAAGGGUGUUGGAAUCUGGUACGCAUGCACAGCUGCUCGCAAAGAAAGGAAUCUACUAUGAAAUGUGCUUGGCACAGUCGUUGGAUCAAAAGAUUCCUGAUAAAGAAGGAUAA